This is a messenger RNA of Phytomonas sp. Hart1, 1320 nucleotides long. The record is from the annotation of a GenBank genome assembly. Lineage: Eukaryota; Euglenozoa; Kinetoplastea; Trypanosomatida; Trypanosomatidae.
AUGGUGUUAGAGAAGGCUAUCGAAAAGACCCUACUCCCCCCCACACCACCCUCAUCAGAUCGGCUCACGCGAAGCCCUGGGCCGAGACGCCGCACAGGGAACUCGUCCCCGGCCUCAGACGUCGCGCGGACCCCUUCUUCAGGUUUGGGGAGGGGAUACCGCUCGUACUACCGCCUCCCCUUCCUGGAGGCCGCCCUUCCGCCCCCCUCCAGCUCCUCGCCCCUCCGCAGCCUCAAUGCCGUGGACUGCGAACUGGCGGAGCUGCUCAAGGGCUUCACCCCGGCCUCGAAGGAGCGGGAUCGCCGGCUGCAGGUCCUCAUGGACCUGGAGCUGACUCUCUCCCCCAUCGACCUCCAUGUCGAGGUCUUCGGGAGCACCAUGACAGGUCUCACCACCAUGGACAGCGACCUGGACUGCGUGGUGAUCCGGAAGGAAAAGGACGACGCCCGGGCGGGACGCUCAGGAACCCUCAAAAGGACUCCGCCAGGGCAAUUGGAGGGCUUCCUCUUCUCAUCUUCAAUGAUGGCGAAGAGAAACCUCGCGUUCAGUGUUCGCGACGUCGCGAACGAGAUACGCCGUACGCGGAAGUUCAGUAAGGUUAUUCCAAUCGGGCAUGCAAGGGUACCCAUUGUGAAGUGUCACCACUGUAAUACGGGGUUAAACGUGGAUCUCUCCUUGACGGAGGAUGGUCUUAUUUCUUCAUACUUUCUCUGCGCGGAGUAUAUGCGGCCUGAGAAUGAGAUGGCUAGGGCUCUCACUGUCCUCAUAAAAACUGUAAUCGCAUGCAAUGACCUCGGGGACCCAAGCAAGGGAGGCUUGGGCUCUUUUCCUAUCGCUCUUAUGGUGUUAUUUUUCUUACAAACUGAAGUUAAGGAAAGAUAUCCUGCUACUCUCCAUAACAGCCUUGCCGUUCUCUUUUCAGGGUUCAUAAAGUAUUAUGGAGCGACCUUUGACUUUGUGCGACUUGGAAUCGAUUACGUACGACGAAAGAGUUUUGUAAAGGGACAUGCACACGAAUUAUAUAUAAAGAAUCCUAUCUAUCCAGAGCAAAACUGUGCUAAGGCAGCUCACCUUUACGCCACUAAAGUUGUGCCCUUUUUCAAAAACACUGCCGACGAGCUGUGUCCUUUGUUAGAUGAUAACAUCCCUCAGUACAAGAUUGAUACGAUACUUUCCCGUGUAUUUCGAAAAGCUAUCAAUUACUAUGGCGGCUGGACUCAACUGCAGGAAACUGCCAAUAAAUACAAAGGUGCACCGCAGCAUUCGUGGGAUUUGAGGGCAAACAUAUAUACUGGAAGUUUGGUGGAAAAUCUUCUUUGA